CCUUUCACUUGUCACGUGGUUUAAAAACUUCAGCAGGAUGGCGCGGAAAGUUGUCACAGCACCACACAGUGCAGCUCUCAGGCUUUAAGCUUUGUUUACACUUUCUCCUGCUCAUACAAACAUUAAUUAUCAGUCAUGAGUGUGUUGGAGGUGAAGUUUAUUGGGGAUGGAGAUGCUCUGGAGCACAUCGUGGACAAACAGGAGGGUGUGCAGAGUCAUGGUGGAGCUGUUCAGAAGAUGGUGAAGUUUAAGAGCCCUGCAGGAAGACGGGUCAGGGAGGAUGAAGAACAUGAAGGAGAUGAAAACGGUCUCCUCGAUGAGCGGAAUUACAUCCAUGCUCUGGGAACAGACAAUGCAGAGGAAGAUGAGGAGGGUUUGUCCAGAGUGGCUGGAUCGUCCAUUUUCACCUUUCAGAAAGCCAAACGAGGACACAGCAUGGCCCAGACUGCAAGCGAGUUGGCUCGUACACCUGCCAAAAGUGUUACCUUCAGCGGGACCCCCAACACUGAGCCCUGCACUCCCACGCGGACGGGCCGCAACACCAGAGGGGGAAGCAGGACGCCACAGAGGAGCAAGAAGGUUCAGUUUGUCUCCACCACUCCCCACAGGCUGAGGAAGAGGAUGCAGACUCCGAGCUUACGAUCAGACAGCGAUAGUGAGCUGUCUCCCUCUGACUCUGGAGAGGACGAGGAAGAGGAGGAUGGGAUGGAGGAGGAGAAGAGCAUAAAGAAAGAGGACAAGGAGAACUUGAAGACCCCAGUAAAGAGCAGUAAAAGUUCAUCUGCAGCUCUCUACAAGACUCCUGCCAAGAAGAGUAAAGCUGCAGCUCCAAACCAGCCCAGUAUGGUGGAGGAGUAUUUUGAAGCUCAUGGCAGCUCCAAGGUUCUGACGUCAGACCGCACACUGGAGCGUUUACACACGCCUAAACUGGACAGGGAGAUGCUGGUCCAGCUCUUAGAAGGAAAGCCAUCCUGCUACUCAAAAGAGAUCCAGCAACUCCACCACAAACACAAACAGCACUUUAACAAAUGGAUGUUACAGUUACAGUUGGGAUUUAGCGUGAUUGUCUACGGUUUGGGCAGCAAAAAGUGUCUGCUCGAGGACUUCCGUGCAUCUCACCUGGCUCAAGAAAUCCACCUCGUGGUCAACGGAUUCUUCCCUUCUAUCACUCUGAAAGCAAUCCUAAACGCUCUGGCUUGUGAGGUUCUGGAGCACCAGGGAAGUUUCCGGACACCCUCAGAUCAGAUCCAGUACAUCACUCAGACUCUUAAAGACAGCCCAGAUCUCCAUGUGUACCUGCUGAUCCAUAACAUUGAUGGACCAAUGCUGCGAGGAGAGAAGACCCAGAGUGCACUUGGUCAUCUGGCCUCCCUCCCCAACCUGCACAUCGUGGCAUCUUUAGACCACAUUAACGCUCCUCUGGUGUGGGACCAGUUCCAGCAGAGUCAGUUUAACUGGCUGUGGUGGGAGUGUGUGACGUUCCAGCACUACGCAGAGGAGACGUCGUAUGAAAACUCUCUCUUGGUGCAGCAGACCGGUGCUCUCGCUCUGUCCUCCCUCACACACGUGCUACGCAGCUUGACACCCAAUGCAAGAGGAAUAUUCAAACUGCUGGUGAACUUUCAGCUGGAAAACAAAGAUAAUCCUUCAUACACAGGUCUCUCAUUCCAAGAUUUCUACCAGCGAUGUCGAGAGGCGUUCUUGGUGAACUCUGACCUCACGCUGAGGACUCAGCUGACUGAGUUCAGAGACCACAAACUGAUACGGACACGCAAGGGUGCAGAUGGAGUGGAGUACUUGCUGGUCGCUGUGGACGCGAGCACUUUGAUGGAUUUCCUGGAGAACGAGGAGUGUGACUGAGAAAAGAAGAGAUGGUUGUGGACUUUGAUCUCUUACACAUCAUGAACUGAUUUAACCAGCUAACUUAGAUUUGGGCUUGAACAGUGACUGAUGUUCAUUAAAAGGCCAAAUGACAUCUGAUCAACACAUGAUAUGAUCCAAGCUGACAGGUUCUGCUCAGAUAAACUUAAAGGCUUGGAGCUUCUUAUUGGUGAAAUGUUUUGACUUGUCAUAAAUGCCCCCCGUAGCACUGUGAUGUUCACUUCCUGUGUUUGGUAUUUCUUGAUACACCUGUAAAAAAUAAAAUUACUUUCAUUUGUUA
Molecule: messenger RNA, 2161 nt
Organism: Notolabrus celidotus (New Zealand spotty)
Lineage: Eukaryota; Metazoa; Chordata; Actinopteri; Labriformes; Labridae
Gene: orc2
Product: origin recognition complex, subunit 2
Exons: 16
Coding region: 136-1860 (574 amino acids)
Biological process (GO): DNA replication
Cellular component (GO): nuclear origin of replication recognition complex; nucleus
Molecular function (GO): DNA replication origin binding
Source: RefSeq, a predicted model, not a curated record